AUGAAGCGACCGAUUUCAAUUCCACUGUAUGAGCCGGCGGCGCAGGAAGCUCGCGCUCCAGCCUCACAACGAUGGUUUCAUGCUAACAUCACGGGUACUGAAGCUGUGGAACUAUUAACAAAGGAAAAACAGUGGACAUACCUAGUUCGGUAA
Cooperia oncophora is the source of this 153-nucleotide messenger RNA. NCBI's taxonomy places the organism in Eukaryota, Metazoa, Nematoda, Chromadorea, Rhabditida, Trichostrongylidae. The record is from the annotation of a GenBank genome assembly.